AUGUUGAAAAAUGUCGAAGAGUUCAUGAGAGUUGAAAUACAGACACCUGUAAAAACCUACAUUGGAGCAACUGGUUGCUCGAUUUCAUUCGAUUUGCCAUAUAAAGCAAAUGAUUCAUAUGCCAAGAUGAGAAGAAUCUUGAAUUCGAAACUCGCAGCGAUUGCUGAGAAAAAGCCAGAGCGGAUGAAAUUCGAAAAGUUGACGGAGUUCCGAAUUUCUUAUCAAGGUUUAGUUUUGAAGGAUAUUUUUGGCUAGAGAAUCUACAAGUUUUACAAUAUUGAUUAUUUUGAAUGAAACAUUUAGGCGGGUGAACAAAGACCACCCACGAAAUCUGAACUAAAUCUCUCCAAAAAAUGAAAUAUUUUUAAUUAUAAUUUUUGAACACCAUAUUGUAAAAGAUCAGAAAAAACCUAAUUGUCUAGGACCCACAUCUAGAACUCUUCUAUGCAAAUAUUCCCAGUUUUUUUUUCAGAAAAUGAAUGCACUCGAAAAAUAAUUGACAACGAUCGUGAUCUUUUCGAAGCUAUUUGCUGUCAUGGAAUCUAUCAAGCUUAUAAAACAAGUCAACUCAUUACCAAAAUCGAGUUUGCCUUUGUCUCCGACGAAUUGAAUCUGGCGGCCCUCAUCGAAACUUCUCUUUUUGGCGCAACACCACAAAACUCAAAUCAAUAUUCAUGGUAUUUUCAACCAAUUCAUCGACUUCUUCCUGAUCCACGUGAUAACAAGCCAAAUUGGGAAUUGAGAAAAACUUUUGAGAAACUCGAAGCCGAGAAAAACAAACAAACAAUGGAAGCUGCUGCUCGGUAAGUUUGACAGCUCAAUUAUCACUCUGAAAUUUGAAUUGCAGUCUUAGAUGUUCCUUUUCACACAUCUUGAAUCUUCAUUUCAAAUAAAUUUUGUUUAAUCGAAUUUAUAAAAUGUGAAUUCGCAUACAUUUCUGAAUCAAAGUACAAAUUACAGUCAUAAAUUUUUUGAGAGUUCCACUCUGAGCUUAACCUAAAUUCAAUUUUCGAAAAACGAUGAGAUGGAAUUUAAUAGGCGAAUAUACAUAGAUGCGGUCUAAUACAGUAUUCUCCGGAAUAUUCCCAUUUCAAAAUUUUUUGCAAUUUUUUCAGCGAAACUGGUGCCUCGACUUCCGAUGAGGUAAAUGAAACCUAUGUCUGAUUUAUGAUUUUUUUUUGAUAUUUUUUGAUGUUAGAUCUUCUUAGUUAUGAUGCAAACCCCUUGCCUCCCACUUCAAUGUUCAAUUUUCAACUGAUGAAACUUUCAAUUUCAAUUUUUUGCAAAUUGAUUAUUUGCUCAAAUAUUUACCAAGGUGUGAAAAAAAAAUAAUCUUUAGAUUUUUGAGUUCCUAACGUAUUUUAUUUAUUCUCAUUUUUAUUCUGAAUUGUUUUUGUUGUAGACUAAAAUUCAAACUUCGUAUUUCCCGACCUGAAAAUGACCUUUUGUUAUUUGUAUUGACCCAAAAAACAACAAAGUUUUUAAAAAACUUUUUUAUCGUCUUUUUCAAUUUUUCGGAAUUAUAUAAGCUCCUCCUUUUUUCUUCCAUUAUUUAAUACCCUCCGGGUCUGAUAAAAAAUUCGAGAAGAAAAGUUUUUAUUGUAUUUAUUCUUUCUGUUUUUGAAAAAUAACAUUUAGAAAUUCCAGAUUUUUUUUAGAAGAAUGCAGGCUUAUGUAAAAACAACAAUUUUAUUAUGUCUUUAUGGAGCUUUUAAAGAAUUUCGUCCAACUGAACCUUACAUGUAUGAGUAUGAACAUGUUACGUUGAAUAUUUCAGAGCACACUUUAAAUAAUCAGGUUAGUUUGGAAAAUUUAUUGAUUUUUUUGUUUUUUUAUUGGCUAUAUUUUUUUGGAACAGGCAAUGUUUUGUUUUCGAAUGUUUAAUGACCUGGGAAUUUGAACAUUUUUUGUUUUUUCUAAUCUGGAUUUCUAACAGGUUGUGAAAUCAGUACAAACUAACUUUAAAAAUGUUUUGAGCUAUUUUUUAACAUUAUAAAAAUAACUGUAAUUUUUCAAACAUUAAAGAAAAUGUUUCAAAGUUAGAACAUAUUUUAUUGUUCCGUCAACUUGUUUUCAAAAAUCAAAAACGUAUUUUUCCCUGGAAAAUAUUUUUAGGUCAACUUCUGAUUUCACUGCAAAAAACUGCUCUUUGAAUAUAUCUAACAAACAUUUAACAACCCAAAAAUUGAUAAAGUCGCAAACAAACAAUAAAACAACUUUCCAGGUGUUCCCAAUAUGGACGUACAGUUACUUGGCAACAUUGAUUCCCGCAUUUCUCCUGACUGAUGUUGUUUUAUACAAACCAGCGAUUAUUUUCGAAGCGGCUUCCUAUACAAUUGUCUGGCUAUUUUUUGUUUUUGGUAGAGGGGUUUUAUCAAUGCAAUUAGUUGAAGUAUUUUAUGGAUGGGCGACUGCAACCGAAAUUGCUUAUUUUGCCUAUAUUUAUGUGAAAGUUCCGAAAAGUGAAUUCAAAGCGUGAGGUUUUCUUUUUUUUAGAAUAAAAUUAAUUGAUAAAGUUCUUGAUUGAAUAACUCGGGAAAUUCAAAACUUGAAAGCAAUAUUUUUACAUUAGAACAUUUUUUUCUUAAUUAAAUGUUGGAAAAUUCAACUGUUUCAAACUUUUUUAAAGGUAAAUUUCUAUAUAUUCAAAUUCAGUGAAAUCAAAUUAUGCAGAGAACUUGUUUGGAAAAUUUUCAUUUCGUAAAAAUUGUUUUUUUUUCCAGAGCAACAGCUUGGACCCGCGCUGCUCUUUUGGUUGGUAGAUUCUCAGCUUACGCGUUAGCUCAACUUAUCAUUGGCCUAAAAUUAAGUGAUUAUAUGUGUUUAAAUAUUAUCUCAUUAGUUGCCAUGUUCAUCGCAUUAUUCUUCUCAAUUAUCUUACCAAAAGUCACAUGGAAAGAUGCAUAUCAGAAAAAAUUAGAAGCUGAAGGUGUUUCAAAUAUUCAAGAUCAUUUGAAAGUUGCAAAAUAUAAGGAUUAUCUUUCAAUUUAUUUUCGGAAUAUUCAUCGAGAUUUGUAUACGAUUUAUACGGAUCCAUUUAUUUUGAAAUGGUCCAUUUGGUGGGCGUUGGCUAAUUGUAUUUUCUUGCAGGUCAGAGUUUUUUCAGGGUAAAAAAUUUCCCAUAGAAGUCAAAUUAAAAAAAAAAUUCUGAAAAAAUUUUGCUUGUGACGUGGCAAAACAUUCUUUACAGAAAAAAGUCCAGAAAAUUAUAUCUACCUUUUUAAUGAAAUCCCGAUUGGGUGGUGUCUCGAUGGAAACUUCAAGAGAAGAUAAAAAGGAGUUGCUCUAAAUUCUGUUUUUUUUUUCAAAAAAAUUCUAGUCUCCAAAAAUUCAAGCAGAACAUAAACCAAAACUCUGCAUUCCUAAAAUUCUCAAGCAAUUAAAUCACAAAGUAAUUAUCCCACAAAACGUGUGAAACGCAACCUUUAGUCGAUCAAUUCUGCAAAACUCUACCACGUCAUAAAAAAAACCUUUCAGGUCACAAACUACACUCAAACUCUAUGGGGAACUCUUUCCGAAGAAGAUAAUCGUUUCAAUGGUAUCACUGAAGCUCUCGUUCCACUCUUCGGAAUUCCAGCAGAUCUUCUAACUCAAAAAAUAACUCUAAAUUGGUCGAGAUGGGGUGAAUUAGUGUUAUCUAUUGGAUCUUUGGUGCAAUUUGGUUUUCUUUUAUGGAUGUCACAAUCACAUCAAAUAAUAGUUUUAUAUAUUGGUUAUAUUGGAUAUCGUAUAAUUUAUCAAGCAACAAUGACAAUUGCACAAUGUAAUUUGGCUACUCGAUUACAUAAUGAUUCUUAUGGCUUACUUUUUGGUAUCAAUACUUUUAUUGCUCUUUGUCUUCAAUCGGUUUUAACUAUUUUUGUGAUCAAUGUUGCCAGUUUAUCAGUCAGACCUCAGGUAAGACCCGAAAAAGUUAUGUCAUGUGGAUUGCUCAUGAAAUCUGAUUUUUAUAAAACAUCUUAUGAACAUUAUUGAAAAUAUUCAGUGCAGAAUCUUCAGAGGCAAAAAAUAUCGUAUCGUUGAAUUUCUAACCAUCUCUAUUUUCUGAGACUUCUAUUUUUUGUAGUUGAUCUAUAGAUCUUUUUUCUCUGAUAUUUUUAUUAUCAUUUUCAUUUUUGCAGUUUGUCGUCUAUUCAAUCUACCAUCUUGCAGUUGCUCUAAUCUUCUUGAUAACUUUUAUUAUUCUUUUCUUUUACCGUCUCCGAAGAAAUCGAAUCAUUGCAGCUUGA
Caenorhabditis angaria is the source of this 4229-nucleotide messenger RNA. Lineage: Eukaryota; Metazoa; Nematoda; Chromadorea; Rhabditida; Rhabditidae. The record is from the annotation of a GenBank genome assembly.